AUGUCACAAGUUCAAAGAAACAUACCUUCAUUUUCAACGGUUACCUCCAGUUUUAAAUCUUAUAUAUUGUCUUUACCACUUUUAACAACCAUAAUUGCUUGUAUUUCUAUAAUUUUUUAUAUAAUUGAUGCUACUGGCAGUAAUAUAAUAUAUAAUGCCUUAGCUUUGGAACCUGAAAGUUUCUUUGAAGGACAAAUAUGGCGUCUGUUCACUUAUCCAUUACCGCAUUUUUCUCUUGGUCAUAUCCUCUUCAAUUUGCUUGCCUUUUUACCAUUGAGUACAACUAUUGAGCAUACAAUUGGAACUUUAGAAUAUUUAUAUGUUCUAAUAACCAUAUUUACAAUAAUGUCUGGUUCGUUCUAUUUGAUUGGCUCAUUAAUUUUUGAUUAUAAAUCAAUGAUGGUAGGAGGUUUAAGCACUUGGGUAUUUGGAGUUGUAGUAUGGGAAAGUAGAGAAUUAGCUGGAAAAGAGAGAGAUUCCAGCACACUUUUAUCCAAUAGUGUUACUAUUAAUAAUGCCCUUUCUAGACUUGUAAAUUUUCGUGGAUUUAUCAAAGCGGAAGAGGGUAGUAGAGGUGGAUGGUGGUUACCACUUUGGAAUGAGGAUACAUUAGAAGAACCUUUAGAAUCAUCCAAUGAUGAACAAAAUGACGAUAAUAAUUUAGCCUCAUUAAAUGCCGAAGAAAAUAAUCAUUCAGAAUCUCAUAACUUGACAACAAAUUCAAUUUUUGUUGUAUCAUCAAACUCUUCUACUCCAGAAGCAACAUCACCACUAACAACUACCACAAUGACUGAUCCUAUUUUAAACAGCUCGACAACCAAUGUUACGUUAACAUCUGAAAAUAAUACAAAAGACGUUCAACUAGUGGCAGCAGAAUAA
Entrophospora sp. SA101 is the source of this 879-nucleotide messenger RNA. The record is from the annotation of a GenBank genome assembly. Lineage: Eukaryota; Fungi; Glomeromycota; Glomeromycetes; Entrophosporales; Entrophosporaceae.